ACCCUGACGCGCGCUCAGGCUCGCGCUCCCGCCCUAAUAGUAACUUAGGCGUACGCACGCACGACCUGAUCCUUGCGGGUGCGGGUGCGCUCGCGGUGGUGCAGCGCGGCGGUGCGUCGGCGGGCUUGGACUCUGGAGCCAGUCGGGCAGGGGUCCCAUGCCGCCUGCGAGGAGCGAGGAGCUUCAAGUCUGCCUGCAGCCGACCUCCGGCCCCGUACGUCACGGUCAACUUGAAUCCGAAGCCAGUCGACGAACUGAGAACUGUGCACUGUGCACUGUGCACUGGCAGCUGCUGCACUCGGGCGUCUGGCACGCGUUGGCCCACCGGCGGAUCGCAGCGCAUAUGCACGCUGGGAUCCGUUCCGUGCUAAGUUACGAGUGCGGCUGCGGAUUUGGAGUGAGUACCCCGGUGCAUGGAUCUUUCAAGUUGCCUCUGAGUCUCUGGCUGAUUCGGGACUGUCCUCCAAGUCCAAGUCCAGGUCCGAGUCGGGCCAGUAUGUUACAGUAUGCCAGUGUAUGUACAUCACCCGGCGGGCCCGCGACGCGCAUGUACAUGUACUCACCGUACGGAACAUCUCCCGUACCUCUACCUCUACCUCGUCGCGGUGCCCCUACGCCCCCCGUCCAUCCUGCACAACUGAUGAACCUCCGAGUCGCCGCAUGCGCACCACCCAACGCCGCGCAUACAUACGCGUCGUUGGCAGUGCGGCCCCACUUCCGGGUCUGUACUGCAAGUAAGCUUAGCGUGGCCUGGACUCCGCUGCUGCUGGGUCCGCUUGGGCGCUGGGCGGGCGGGUGGCCGUCGUGCCGCUCGGAGGAGGAGUCGACUCCGAGUGUCCAUGUCAGAGUACUACUAGGUGGAUGUCCAGGACCAGCGCGACUCGGACCGCGAGCUCGAGGUGGACGCCGGUCUUCAGCUUCAGCUUCAGCUUCGGGUGUACGUGUACGCGUCCGCGUACCGCAGCCCGUCAACUUAGACUUGAACGCGUCCGAGUCGUCGAUCUGAGCGCGUGUCGAGUGCGCGCGCGCGAGCCCCGCGCCGACACCAGCAGCGACGAGCAGCCAGCGCGCCACGCCACGCCGCGAAUUGAAGGCGAUAGUAUCGAUGUCGGACCCGUCAGACUCGGCGUCGGUGCGCAGCCUGCCAGUGCCAGUGCCAGUGCCAGUGCCCGGACGCGCUCCCCAACGUCACGGUGGACGCGAAUCGAUACCCUCGGAGGCGGACGUCCCCGAGUCCACAGCGCCGCGCGCGUCCCCACGUCCCCGCAACUCGAAGCUCGGAGCUCAAAGCUCGAAGCUCGGAGCUCGUCCCCGUCAACGUCAACGUCGACGCCGCUGGCCCUCAGACUGCCAGACACGACGCGUACGGCGAGACGAUUGCGACGUGAAUUCGAAGAGGCGUGCGUGCGGCGGCGUACCUGGUGGGGGAGCAGAGCAGCGACGAGCGACGAGCAAGUUCGACCCCGCGUGCCCGCCGCGCCGCA
This is a messenger RNA of Rhodofomes roseus, 1484 nucleotides long. RefSeq lists its product as uncharacterized. The record is from RefSeq and is a predicted model, not a curated record. Lineage: Eukaryota; Fungi; Basidiomycota; Agaricomycetes; Polyporales; Fomitopsidaceae. The coding region runs from base 158 to 1006 and encodes 282 amino acids. The transcript has a single exon.